GGGAAGGGGGUCCUUUUCUACUUCGGCGAAGGAGAGAGGGCUGAGGGUCAUGGUGACGGGCGUCAGCGCCUGAAGCCCAAUUGUCGCCUCUCCCCGUGUGUGUGUGUCUGAGAGAGGGAGCUCCCUGCCGAGGAUCAUGGCGGGGAAGACGGGCGCCAUCGCGGCCGGGCUGUGCGGGGCGCUCUUCAUCGGAUACUGCAUCUACUUCGACCGCAAGCGGCGGAGUGACCCCGACUUCAAGACCCGGCUGAGGGAGAGAAGGAGAAGGCAGAGACUCGCCAGAGAAAAGGCUGGACUCUCUCGGCUUCCAGACUUGAAAGAUGCAGAAGCUGUGCAGAAGUUUUUUCUGGAAGAGAUCCAACUAGGUGAAGAGUUGUUGGCACAAGGUGACUAUGAGAAGGGUGUGGAGCACCUGACGAAUGCUAUCGCCGUGUGUGGACAACCUCAGCAGCUCCUACAGGUGCUGCAGCAGACACUGCCUCCGCCUGUCUUCCAGAUGCUCCUGACCAAACUGCCAACUAUCAGCCAGAGGAUUGUGACUGCACAGACCCUAGUCGAAGAUGAUGUGGAGUGAAGUGAGUUUCCUGCGAUGGUUGGAAGUUGGAUCAGUCACACCACCACCCCUUCCCCCCAACCCCCCUCUCUCUCUCAUUGUAUAUAUUUAGCAUAAAGUGGACUCUGAAUUGAAAUCGGGAAGUAUAAAUUCAAAUGUUGUCGUCUUCAUCACUAUAGGUUCCGGUUGCGUCACUUUAUUUAUUGCACCAGUCUGUUGGCUGUUUUUGAAUACUAAUUCACUGGGUAUCGUGUUGCAGUUAUACUGCUGAAUGUCAUUUGGUUCUCGGCUUAACUAUGUCAGAGAUGUCGUCCUGUACAGGCACGGAAUAUAUUAUGGUUGUUACAAGAAGAGUCCAUUUCUUACACACUUGGAACUUGUUGUCAAGCAAUUCUCCAACCCCCUCCCCACCCCCAGAUCCACAGCUGCUUGAUUGAAAUGAAUGCUGUUAAUCUUGAGAUUUUUAAUAAAUUUAUUAAAUCAAA
Messenger RNA from Carcharodon carcharias (great white shark), 1038 nucleotides. RefSeq names its product translocase of outer mitochondrial membrane 20 (gene tomm20a). NCBI's taxonomy places the organism in Eukaryota, Metazoa, Chordata, Chondrichthyes, Lamniformes, Lamnidae. The transcript is spliced from 5 exons. The record is from RefSeq and is a predicted model, not a curated record. The coding region runs from base 137 to 574 and encodes 145 amino acids. Gene Ontology annotation, biological process: tRNA import into mitochondrion; protein targeting; protein import into mitochondrial matrix. Gene Ontology annotation, molecular function: transmembrane protein transporter activity. Gene Ontology annotation, cellular component: mitochondrial outer membrane translocase complex; mitochondrial outer membrane.